CAUAUUGGUAUUGUCAAAAACUUCGGGAUCUAUCGGUGUGCAGGAGAAAAUGGUUUUUCACAUCAUACAAAGCGUUUCAGAACAACCACAGUGAUUCCGUAGAAAGCGCUUGAACUUUAGAUGUUUCGUUUUCCGCGUUCCGUACUGAUUUCUGUUUGCAAAUGAUGUUUCCCAUGCAGAAAUGUUCGGGGAGCGGGACGGAAUCGGAGGCCGGUGGGAUAGGUUUAGGCAAAACUUCCUUGCCUUCUGACGAACUGGCGUCAGCGGUGGCUGCUGUGUCGGACGAGAUAGGGGAUAUCCUGAAGGACGAACUGGGGGAUGCGGAUAGGGCGGAUCGCAUUGGUGCAGAGCUCGCCGAUCUGAGAGCGGAACUCGGUCUCCUUGCAGGUCUUGCCGACGAGCCUCAGCAGGACUUCCCGUCUCUGUUUGAAAUAGCUAUCGGUCACCGCGCGUCCGGCAGCGGUUCCUCCACGUCCUCGUCGUGGUCCGGCGCGCGCGGCAAGGCGAGGCGCGCCGCGCGGCCGCAGCGCGCGAACCGGAAGCGGCCGAUCGUCAAAGGGAAGGAGAUGUGCCGGCGCCGCAGCGCCGCGGCGCGCCGCGCGGCGUCGCUGCGCGUCCGGCGCGCGGACGCGGCGUCCGACGCGAGCGACGUCGGCGCGGACUCCGACUCGGACGACCAGUGGACUGAGCUGGAUGAUUCAUCUGCGUCUUCGGAUAAAGAUCGAGCCGGCGUAGAUGACAUCUGCCCGGGAUACCAGGACAAGGGAUCCCAGGUGGAACCGCCAGCGAUGGGCCAAUUCCUGCUGCCGCUGCUGAGUGCUGAACCAGCCCCCGAGCCGGACCACUUUCUCAUCAGGCACGAGGACAUACUCCAGCUGCUUGCGUCGGCGGAGGAGACCGUCCGCGAUGAAGCGCCACUGGAGGAUGACGUCACACUGGACCAGCAGACGGACGCGCUGUCUGAGGGCAUGUUCGAAUGUGAGGAGCCAGUCGUCACACCAGAGGAUGAAGCCGCCCUGUUUCAUUUCGUGUGUGCAGACGCGGAGCAAGGCGGCGACUCGUCGGAGUUCAAGCCAAUCGAGGAGUGGCUGCUCGGCGUGUACCACUCGUGGUGCGAGAUCAGCGCGCUCAUGUACACCCUUAUGGGGACCAACAUGAGCGUCGACAUGGUGAAGUCGGCGUGGUCGUACCGCGCGCGGUUCGGCUGCCACUGCCGGCUCUGCCUCAGCGCGGCCAGCAACGUGGCGGCGCUGCGCCGCGCGCUCGCCGGCAUCGUGCGGGCGCUCGCGCACGUGAACAGCACAACGGCAGUUGCCAGCGCUCUGGUCAAAAUGCUGCAUCUCAACUCGGCCGAGCUCUCGCCGUCGAACUGGCAGUUGCAUAGGAUCAAGGUGCCUGACGAAGGCGCAGAGAUAAUCCAGCAGCACUUGACGAAGCUGGCCAGCCAGAACGAGGUGGCCAAACAGUUUGUUAACAAGGUCUGUCUCUGUCGCACGUACGACCGACCGUUUGAGAAGCAAUAUGCUGUCGAGAGGUUUUUCAGGAUAUUGGAAAAUUUCAAAGCUGCAUCUACUAUCACUUUCAAGGUGGAGCUGAUCCCUCCGUCGGGCGGCGGGCCGCAGUGGCGCUGGGUGGGCGGCGCCCGGCGGCGGCUCGCGCGCUGCCUCGCCGCGCACCACCGCGCCAACACCGCGCGCCGCCUCGCCGACAUGGCCGCGCGCACCGCGCCCGCCGACCGUGAGUUACGCACGCGCACGUGGUACUCCGGACAGAGGCUAGCGGAGGGCAAGCGCGGAGGCGUCGCGGGCGGAGCGCCCGGCGGCGGGGGCGGAGGCGCCGUGCCGCCCACUAGCGCGGUGCGCCGCAAGGUGAUGCACAUGCGCGACCAGCAGCUGUACUACCACCGGCUGCGGAUGUGGCUCGAGGACCAGUUGCGGCUGGAGCGCGAGAGCUUACCAGACAGCAGCGUGACACUGAUCGACGAUCUGCCCAAGCGGAAGCUGAGAGCGAUCACGUCGAAGCUGCCGCGCCUCGCCGCGCCCAAGCGCAAGCUGAAGCCCGUCUCGCAGGCCAUCAGCAAACCGCACAGGAUACUCCAGAUGCUGAAGAGCAAAGCGCACGCGAUCGACCUCAAAUCACCCUACAAGGAGAUCGACGACGAACCGGCCAAGUCGGAAGUGGAGGCGCCCGAAGCCUUCCCGCUGGAGAAGGAUCUGAGCGACACGGACACGAUCGUGGGUGAGAAAGACGCGGACCUCUGCAAGGAGAUGAAGGAUUGCCUCGCGAAAUUCGCCAACUUCGCUCUGCACAGCCUGGACAAUAAUAUCCAGGCGGAGUACGGCGGGCAAACGGACAAGUACCCGGACUCCGUGAGCCCGCCGCUGCAGGAGAUGUCGCCGACCACCUCGGAGCCGAUGCCCGUGUACCAGAAGCCGCAGCGCAUGCUGCCGGUCAGCCAGUUCCUCAGGGAGGAGCCGAGGGACGGCCAGCCGGACGGCGAGAGAGCCGCCGGCGCGGAGCCGCCGCACGGCAGGGACAUGUUCAAGUACGUCACCUUCGGGCUGGAGAUCAAGAAGGCGAUGGAGGAGUGUCAGAACAUCAUCAACACGUACAAUAGCGCCGAGAACGAGAAGGGGAAGGACGACGCGGACGGGCCGCUGUCCCUGGAGCAGAUCGUAGAGGUCAUGAUGAAUUUGGAGAAGAGCUCGCCGGAGUUUUUAGAGAAAAUCGAAUCGGACGACCUGCACCUGUACGUGACGAAUGGGAACAAAUUGACCGAAAUAGUUGAGAACAUGCCCCAAAUCCUCGCCAACAUGCCGGAGAUCGCGUCCAAACUGGCCAACGCCAGCCUAGAAUUACCAGAAUUUGCGUCCAUUAUGAAUAGCCUGCCGGAAGUGAACGCCGACGCGCAGCUGACACCGGAAACGCUGAAACAGAUCCGCGAGUUGAAGUUGAACAGGCGCGACGGUGUUAAAGUUACUAAGAACACUGCCAAACGUAAAAAUAAACCUAGGGUUAGGAGUGAUGUCGAUAUAGUUAUAGAAAACGAUUUAGAUAGUAAGGAUAGCGUGGACGACAGCAAGGAGGAGGUCGAGGAGUCCGCCGCGUGUAGCAAAGUGUUAGAUUACGUUAGCAAAAGCCCGGUGCUUGCCAAGUGUUUGGAGAACAAGGAGUUGACCAUGUCGAAAAACGUCAACUCCGAGUCGUUCCUGAAAGCGUCCACUCUCUUCGAGAAAGCGGUUAAGGACGCGUUGAGUAUGGACGAGCUGAAGGGUGUGGUGCGUUCGAAAUUCAACUUUUGGAAGGAGUUCGUAGCGACAAAAAUCAAAACGAUACCCGUGGAGUUCCUGCAGAACGAGGUGGAGAGAAUGCUGGAGAUAUUCUUCACGGACAUACAGGACAUGACGUGCCAUCAGCACGGACCGGAAAUAGAUAGGCUCAUAGAGAAAGCGGAAGAAGUUCGAGAGACGGUAGAUAGCGAAUCGGACGAGGAGGGCUGUCCGCAAUCGAAGGAAUCGUUAAAACAAAUAACCAAAUUGCUUAGCACGUCCGCGGGGAACACGUUCGACUUGCUGAUAAUGAAAUUGUCGAAAAUGUCGCAGGACAAACGGUCCGCAAUAAAGAGCCUUAAAUUUAAGUACUACGAUGUGAUCAAGCGAUGCGCGGACUCCCCGCAGCUGGCCGCUUGGGUGUUACUCAACCCCGAGGUGGCGACCAACGUCAUACAAGAACUGACCGGCAUGCAAGUAACCAAAGUGGACAACACGCCGGACUUCUCGACGAUACCGCACGAAAUCAAAAUCGACUAUUUCAUGAACCGAUUGCGCGAGAUGAACAGGAACUACAUGAGGAGCAUACCGAAGUCGUCGCUCUGCAGGGACCAGUGGCUGGUCAUGCUCUACAAGCUGGAGGAGGUCGAGAAGUCGAUCAAGGAGUCGUUCUUGAAACUGAAGCAGGAACCUGUGGUGAAACCGCCGCCUCCGAAACCGCCUCAAAACCACAACCAGAACCAAGCGAGCGAAGCGGAGAUAUUAGCAGCGAGAGGCCUGAGCAAAAUUAUAGGCAAGGCGAACGUGAGGCCCGUGAAGAAAGUCAACAAGGAGCCGGUGAAAGAAACGAAAGUGGAGCCGAAAGUCGAGAAGGACGAUAAGAAAUCGAAAAACGAAGCGUUAUUAGCGAAGUGCGAGGCGAUAUUGACCUCGAAAGGUGAAAAAUCGCUAUUGGACAGUUUUUAUACAAUCAAAUCGUACAUAACGCAAGGUCUACCCGUGCCGGAGACAUACAAAAAGCACGUCAUCUCCAUAUGCUCCAGCAUAGACGCGCGGCUACUCGACGAGGACAUAGAGGAGACCCUCAAAGUGGAGGAGGACAAGAAUCUGUCGGUGAUCGGCUCCCAGAACCCGGAGCUGUUGGCCAAGUACUCCGCGCAGGCGCUCAGGAACGCGAAGCAAACGCUCAACGCGGUUGCGUUCAGGAACAUGAAGAACGGGAAGGAGGGCUCGUGCGACACGCCCAAGAACAACUGCAAGUACACGAACGACUGCGCGUGCGACGCGUGCGCGGAGGGGGAGGGCGACAAGGAGAAGAGGGAAGUGAAGAAGGAGAGGAAGCCGAUGCUGAAGGCGAAACCGGUGCAGAAGCCGUGCGAGAACGCGGUGCAUCAGCAGCAUCAGCAGCACGUCUGUAAAGUGGGCCACGGCAACGCACCCGCGGGCGCGCCCGCCGCGUGUUCCGGGGAGAACCCGGACCAGCCCUGUUCUUGCUGUUACUGCACUGUUUUUGGACAUGCGCCGCCGCUGACGACGCCGGUGCCGAGGAAUUUUAAUGAAACUAGAGAGAGAUUACGAUCGAUUCUAAAUAAGAAGAAACAGAAAUAUAAAUCCAAUGGGGAUUCACAAUCGCCGACCGCAGAAACGGAACGACCCAAAAUUCAACCGGUACACAGGCCACCGGCCUUACCAAAAACCCUCCCACCGAACCUGACGCCGCAGGCGCAGCAGAAGAAGCAGAUACUCGACAAGCAGCAGAAACAGCUGGCCGAUAAAAUGAGCAAGAUGACUGUCAGCGAUAAGCCGGAGAGUAAGCCCGUACAAAGUGCGCACACGCAGCAGAGCGCGCCCGCCAUAUCCACGGAAGGCAAAGUGAAUCCGAACGCGAUGGAGCAGAUACGGUUGCAGCAAUUGAAACAGCAGCAGCAGGCUCAAUUGCAACAGCAACAGGCGCUGCUGCAACAACAGCAAAUGCAACAACAACAGCAGCAACAGCAACAGGAGCAACUCCAGCAACAACAGCUCCAGCAACAGCAGCAACAACAGCUCCAGCAACAAAAGCAACACCAGCUCCAGCAACAACAGCAACACCAGCUCCAGCAACAGCAGCAACACCAACAACAGCAACAACAACAACAACAGAAGAAACCCGAGCCGAUAUACGACCUGCCGAUACACAACAAACCGACGCUAACGCCGCAACAACAGCAACAAAUAAGGCAACAGCAAUUGCAACAGCAACAGCAGCAGAUGCUCCGCCAACAGCAGCAGCAGCAGCAACAAUUGCACCAGCAGCAGCAGCAGCAGGCGCACAUGAUGCAGCAGCAGCACCUGCAGCAGAUGCAGCAGCGACAGGGCAGGCCGCAACAGCAGCUGUCACUCUCCAGCCGGGAUACGAGCGUCUUUUCCACGUCGUCCGAGUGCUCUGGGUGA
Molecule: messenger RNA, 5702 nt
Organism: Zerene cesonia (dogface butterfly)
Lineage: Eukaryota; Metazoa; Arthropoda; Insecta; Lepidoptera; Pieridae
Exons: 23
Coding region: 162-5702 (1846 amino acids)
Source: RefSeq, a predicted model, not a curated record